ACGUGGUGUUUGUUGGAAAGCUAAAUGACGCGGUUUUCUGCACCUGUUCAUCUGCUGCUUGGACCCGGAGAGUGGAACAAAUUAUUUUCUGUCGCUUUAGAUACGAGCUGCUCCGGAGCGCCUCCAUUGCUUUACUACAUCCAGUCUGUCACCUGCUGCCAGAGUCUGUGUAACCGGAGGCCACACAUUCACCAUCUCCCCUGAAAGAUGAUCCACUUCUAGAGCGACUCACCGCACAGCUUGGUUUACUUACUUCGAGCCAAUGAGACGCAUUAAAACCAUCAGCGCUGUGAUUCUUCUCGUCUCUUUAAUUCUGGUCUUCUUCUACUCGUCGCUGCACCUGGAGUCCGCCUACGGUCACCAGGCUGGCCUGGAGGACGUCCUGAGGCAGCACAGCCUCGAGGUCCACGACAGCGAUGUGAAAAUCCAACCCCCCACCCAGGAGGCCUCCACCACGCCUCAGCCCAAGCUGAACGCCACCAUUUCCAACAACCUCAGAAAGGCCAUCCCUCAGAACGGAGCGUACUGGAACCGCCUGCUGUAUUCGGCCCUGAGGAGCGUGGAAAAUGCCGAAAACCACAUCAGAGGUAACUCCAGUUGGUCUGGCUGCAGAGAGACGAGUCAGGAGCUUCUGCAAACCAACAUACAGGACUUCACCACCUACCCGGUGCUGUUUCAGACUUUUUUGCAGGGAAUGAAGUGCAAGUCUCCUCCGGUCCUCAUUGACCAACCCAGCUGCAACAAUACCUUCCUCCUUUUGGCCAUCAAGUCGACUCCCGAGCACUUUGAGCAGAGGCAGGCGGUGCGGGAGACGUGGGGCCGUGAAGGGAUGUAUCCGGGCGGACUGAGAGUUCGCUUGGUGUUCCUCUUGGGUAGCUCCCCUCCGGAAGACCCCGACUUCACCCCGUUGGUGGCCCUUGAAGCCAAACACUACGGAGACAUGCUGCAGUGGGACUUCCGCGAAUCCCUCUUUAACCUGACGCUCAAAAUGAACGUGCUCCUCCAGUGGGCUCCCAAAAGCUGCCAUCACGCUUCCUUCAUCUUCAGCGGGGAUGACGACGUAUUCGUCAACACUCCUGCUUUGCUCAGGUACCUGCAGUCUCUGGGGGCUUCGAAAGCUUCUCGGUUGUAUGUCGGGCAUGUCAUAAGCUCAGCGAGCCCCCACAGAGACCCUAAAAACAAAUACUUCAUUCCCCUGAGCUUCUACGACGGCCCAUACCCUGCUUACGCUGGCGGAGGCGGCUUCGUUUUCUCCGGAGAUUUGCUGCAACCGCUGCAUUCAGUCUUACGCCUCGUCCCUUUCUUUCCCAUCGACGACGUCUACAUUGCGAUGUGCUUUAAGGCUUUAGGAGUUUCUCCCGAGGCCCACGCAGGAUUUAAGACCUUUGACGUCAAGGAGCAGGAUCGGGAGAACCUGUGUGUGCACAAAGAUCACCUUCUGAUUCACCGGCGCUCCCCACAGCAGAUGAAGAAGCUGUGGAAGGGCAUCCACAGCCCCUUCUUGACUUGUUGAACACAAGGAGCAACAAAAAAAAAGACAUUAAAUGCUUAGUUCAGUAGCAUGUCAAAGCCUGAUUAAUGUCUUUUUCACUGUUGUGUAAAAGGAGGAGUCAUAAUGGAGGGUUUUUGACCAUCUACUGUAGAGCAACGGGGCUAUUAUGGCCCCUGCUGCAUGAAAUGGGCUACUGGGACUGUGUCACAGGGCAUUUCCCAGUAAAGUACUGGCAUCUUUUUCCCUGUGUAUCCUGUAAUAUGAUAACUUAAAGGAAUCUAGUUCAGGCAUGCAUACUGGAUAGCAGAACAGCUCAGGAAGAAUAUACAUUGAAGACAGCAGAUUUUGGACCUUGAUUGCCAGUUUGGAGAAGGUAAGAUAGUGGAUGUAAUAAACUAUAAUAUGUUGUGUUCUGGUACAUUUCUUGUAUAGUCUGGGAUAGUGCAUGCUAUGAGACAGUGUAAAAUUAGUGGCCUACAUCAAAAUUUCACUAUGCUGGUUCAUUUUCCAUCCAAGUAUGUGUGGGGCUAUUCUGGCCCUAACCCUUGCAUUGAUUAUGAGCCUGUAGUUUAUUUAUUAUGUUUCCCAUUUAAAAACUGUUUAUAUUAUUAAAUGGUGCUGUUGAGGUGCAUUGUGUACCAUUCUAUCAUGAUUUUGUGCAUAUUAACCAGUACAACCAGUACAAAUAUCAUAUGACAGAAAAAGGGGGCCAGAAUAGCCCCAUGUUGCCCUAUAUUUUAUGGAGUGAAAUACAGAAAAUUGUGUUAGCUCCACCAGCUUUACCAGGACUGGGUAUCUUAAUAGCAAAAAAAAGUUGAACCUUGAUUAAAAACAUUUAAAAGGUCACAAUAUCACUUCAAAAUCAAUUAU
Molecule: messenger RNA, 2362 nt
Organism: Acanthochromis polyacanthus (spiny chromis)
Lineage: Eukaryota; Metazoa; Chordata; Actinopteri; Pomacentridae
Gene: b3gnt2l
Product: UDP-GlcNAc:betaGal beta-1,3-N-acetylglucosaminyltransferase 2, like
Exons: 2
Coding region: 263-1513 (416 amino acids)
Cellular component (GO): membrane
Molecular function (GO): protein N-acetylglucosaminyltransferase activity
Source: RefSeq, a predicted model, not a curated record